AGCCGCUGCGCCACGGAUCGCCAGUGCGGAGAGGACGAGUCGCAGCAGAGCUAAGGAACCCAGACUUCCACCUGCUGAGGAGAUGGGCCUCGCUGCUCUGCUCCCGUUGUUGGGGCUCCUGGUUUUCUGGGAGGGGGGCCACUGCGAUGUCCCUCCUAAUGAGCUGCAAGAACUGUCCAAAACAGGAAGCCAGUUGAUUGACACGGAGCUGGAAAACGCCAUCAGAGGGAUCCAGCAGAUGAAGAUCCUGAUGGAGCAGACAAGCAACGACCACCGCGAGAUCCUGAACAGCUUGGAGGACACGAAACGGCAGAAGGAGGAAGCCCUCCUUGUGGCGAAGGAGGCGGAGAAGGAGCUGAGCGAGAAGGAGGUCUGCAACGAGACCAUGUUGGCUCUUUGGGAGGAGUGCAAGCCCUGCCUGAAGCAGACCUGCAUGAGGUUCUACACCCGGACGUGCCACAGUGGCGCCGGCUUGGUUGGCAGGCAGCUGGAGGACUUCUUGAAUCACUCCUCCCCGUUCUCCAUCUGGGUAAAUGGGGAGCGCGUUGACUCCCUGAUGGAUGCGGAUGACGAGCAAUCCCGGCGGCUGGACGACUUGGAGGAACGCUACGGCCUGGUGGAGGAUGGCGUAGAUGACCUCUUCCAAGAGAGCAUGCAGACCUACGACCAACUCGCCCCCUUCUUCCGCUCGCCUUUCAGCGGCUUCCGGGACACCUGGGCCCCCAUCCGCAGCAUACACCUCCCGUUCGCCGGCUCCCGCGUGGCCAGGAACGUGCCCGCCUUCUCUCUCUUCCCCAACAAUUUCCGGCCCCAUCAUGACUUUCACCAGCUUUUCCAGCCGUUCUAUGAUAUGACCCAACAGCUCUUUGAGCAGGCACAGAGGGCCAUGGAGCGGGACGGGCAGUGGCUGGAUGGGAGCAGAGGACCUUUCCUGGGGAGGUUCCUGACAGGGACUCCUGCUCCCAAUGACAACCGCAUGGUGUGCCGUGAGAUCCGGCGCAAUUCUGCCGGCUGCUUGAGAAUGAAGGAAAAGUGUGAGAAAUGCCAGGCGAUCUUGGACGUAGAUUGCUCUCAGACGGAUCCAGACCAGAGCCUGCUCAGGGAGCGCUUUGAGGAUGCCGUGCGAUUAGCCGAACGGUUUACUCGGAGGUACGACGAAAUCCUCAAGAUGUUCCAAGAGGAGAUGCUCAACACCACAGCCGUCCUGGACCAGCUCAACCAGCAAUUUGGCUGGGUGUCCCGCCUGGCCAACACCACACUGAACAACAACGGCCGGCCUCUGCAGGUCAUCACGGUGGUUACCAAAUCCCCCAAUCCAGAAGACCCAUCUAAACCAUCUGACACUCAGGUGACCGUCCAACUCUUUGACUCAAAGUCCCUUUCCCUGGUCGUGCCAGGAGAUAUACCUUGGGAUGACCCCAGAUUCAUGGAGCUGGUGGCCGGGCAGGCCCUGCGCGAGUACAAGGCCAAUGAAGUGGAGUGACUCUGCCUGCACCCCUGGAUCUCAGGCCCACGACAAGGGAGAGAAAGAAGCCAUCGCCUCCUGCCGCUCCUGCCUCGAUGCUCUCAUAGCGCUGCAGAGGACCUCCGCGCUACAACCCCCCACCUGUCUGCACCUGUAGUUUACACACUGUGUCGCCCGCCCUGUUUUGCUGCUGGGUCUUCACCGAUCCAAAACUGAAAUAAAUGAUUCUAGGCCCCACA
Elgaria multicarinata webbii is the source of this 1704-nucleotide messenger RNA. It is a transcript of the gene CLU, whose product is annotated as clusterin. Gene Ontology annotation, biological process: positive regulation of proteasomal ubiquitin-dependent protein catabolic process; regulation of apoptotic process. Gene Ontology annotation, molecular function: misfolded protein binding. Gene Ontology annotation, cellular component: nucleus. The record is from RefSeq and is a predicted model, not a curated record. Lineage: Eukaryota; Metazoa; Chordata; Lepidosauria; Squamata; Anguidae. Bases 83 to 1483 code for a protein of 466 amino acids. The transcript is spliced from 9 exons.